AUGAUGAGUUCUGUCUUGCUGACUAUGAGAUCUAGCACGUCCUGCGCGACGAAUUUGUCUGCCAACACGAGGUCCACGAGGAUAGGUGAGCAGGGUGCCAGGACCCAGCAGGAUGAUUCGCCCGCGUUUGGGAGUGGGACAAGAAGGCGUGAAUGGGUGUGUAAAUUUGAUGGUUCAACGGGGCGGAUACACUUUGUCUGCAUCUGUGUCGUCCAUGGCCUUGGAUUUAGCAUCCUCUCAUUCGCCCUACGUUCUAUAUCGCACACCCCACUCGCCACCACCUCCCUCGUAAUCCUCGAUGCUGAUCUACACCCCUUCUACGAGUGGUCACGCCCACUUGCAAGGGCUUCUUCUGUAGAUGCCCUACACUUUGACGAGUGUCCAAGCGUCGAGAACAACGAGCUGGUCCCGCCAGUUGGUGUUCCCGGACGCGCCAUUGAACUUUCUUGCAUACUGAACGGAGGCCGCCUUUUGCGAGAAUGUUGGAAAGAGACAACGACCAAAACAAACGUUCAACACGGAUUUGAUCGUCGACCACCAACAUCUCCACCAACUUUGCUAGCUUACCAUUCGCGUGCCUGGGAAUCUCUCGUUACAUUUGCAGAGCUGUCCAGUUCUCCUGCUCAACAUUCGCUGGACCGGAAAGCUCCCUGUAACACCAGGUUCAGGACGACGAACAAUGGACCGUACAUUUUUACGGCGCAGAGGAGAGGCCAGUCAUCCAACGGUAGACGUUUUGUGCUGUUUAUCAGCACCAUUACCAGAAGGAGGUUCACUCACCCAUUCCAACUCCUGCGGCGAUCGGCUGCCCCGAACUUCGUGACGACGCCGUUUUUUGGUUCGCCCAACUUAGAUCUCAGUCCUCCGCAGCUGUACCGACGGCUCGCCGUAGGACUUUGGAUCUUCGAUCGUAAUCACUCCAUCGGCCUGACAAUAGAGUUUCGCAUAACCGCUUGGAUCCGCGAGGCGAGGCCCGAGCUGCAGGAAACCAAGAUCAUCCUUGUGAUCCCCAUCGUUCGUCGUCGGCCGCAUGAGGACGAUAGUUGGGAGAGGGAUGAGAAGGAAUGUGAGGAACGCCAAGGAUGGAUGAGAGGAGGUAGAGCUGGAAUGGCGUCUAGCGAGACAGGGAUCGCUAAGGUCUACUUCGAUAAUGAUGAAGAAGCCAGCCUUGAUUCCUGGGACGUGGUACGAGAACGAUUUCCCCAAAUCACCAACACAGUCCCCUAUUCCUCUUCCGCCCGUCUCCCUUCCAGAACAACCAUCCUCUGGAUUGCCGCCUCCUUCAUCCGACACACCAGCAAUACCAAAUUCCCCAUCAAACCCACCUAUGCCAACACCUACCUCUCCGCCACCCAUCUCUCCGCCACUCAUCUCUCCGCCAUGUAUCGUGUCGCCCUUGCCAACACCUGCUUCGCCAAUUAUACCAGCUACCCCAACCAAUCCUCCAGUCGAGACCUCAUCCGUGUCCGCCUCCAUCCACCCUCCCAUCCCAGCAGCUCUCGAAGAACUACCCCGCGUUCCGCCCAUCGUCUCCCCAGGUUCUCCGCUGAUGUUCCAGCUACUGCAGAGUAG
Laccaria bicolor S238N-H82 is the source of this 1572-nucleotide messenger RNA. RefSeq lists its product as uncharacterized. Bases 1 to 1572 code for a protein of 523 amino acids. The record is from RefSeq and is a predicted model, not a curated record. Lineage: Eukaryota; Fungi; Basidiomycota; Agaricomycetes; Agaricales; Hydnangiaceae. The transcript is spliced from 13 exons.